This is a messenger RNA of Polyodon spathula (Mississippi paddlefish), 3262 nucleotides long. Its product is annotated as tyrosine-protein phosphatase non-receptor type 9-like. The record is from RefSeq and is a predicted model, not a curated record. Gene Ontology annotation, molecular function: protein tyrosine phosphatase activity. The coding region runs from base 71 to 2158 and encodes 695 amino acids. The transcript has 13 exons. Gene Ontology annotation, biological process: protein dephosphorylation. NCBI's taxonomy places the organism in Eukaryota, Metazoa, Chordata, Actinopteri, Acipenseriformes, Polyodontidae.
CGGCUGGGCGGUUUGAUAGCGAGGCUGUGGGCGGGGCUGCACCGGUACUGCUGUUGACUGAGGCUGCAAGAUGGCGGAGAGUCUGACAGCCCAGGAGGAGCUGACAGUUGAAGAGUUUUUCACAGAACUGAAAAAUAGAGAGCAACCCAAUGUUGUCUUGGUGUCCCAGAACACUGCUGUGAAAUUUUUGAUGGCAAGAAAGUUUGAUGUAUCUCGAGCUAUUGAUUUAUUCCAGGCAUAUAAAAAUACAAGAUUAAAAGAAGGCAUUUACAAUAUCAGUCCUGAUGAAGAGCCUCUACGUUCAGAACUGCUGAGUGGUAAAUUUACUGUUUUACCUGGAAGAGAUGCUAAAGGAGCAGCUCUAGCCUUGUUUACUGCCAGGUUACACAGACCUGAUGUUACUACACAUAAAGCAGUACUUCAGGCUAUAAUCUAUCAGUUGGACAGAGUAAUUGAAAGUGUAGAGACACAGCGAGAUGGCCUAAUUUUCAUCUAUGAUAUGACCAGUUCAACUUAUGGAAACUUUGAUUAUGAACUCUGUGUGAAAAUCUUGAAUCUUCUAAAGGGUGCAUUUCCUGCUAGGCUGAAGUGCGUAUUCAUUGUUUCAUCUCCUUUGUGGUUUCGAGCUCCAUUUGCUGUUCUCAGGCUUUUUGUGAGGGAGAAGCUAAGAGAGAGGGUCUGCACUGUGAAAGCUCAUGAGCUGGCAAACCACAUACCAAUGGAAUCGUUGCCAGAGCAUCUUGGAGGUUCAUCUAAAUACAACCAUGUAGCUUGGAUCCAAUCUUGUGUAAAUUCCACCGAAGGCCAGCAGAAUGGAGAUUGUAUGGACAAUCUUUUUCACUCUUACACCGUAGACCAGAAUCCUGCUAGUGAUGGACUGAACUCGAAUUGUACUCCGCAGACUGUGACUGACAACACCAAGCACCAACAUAAUCAUUAUCAUGAAAACUGGACUAGCAACUUGCAUGCUGAUCCAAGUUCUCUGGGUAAUUUGCAGAACUGGAACAGUUCUGUGGUGACUGCGAACUAUGACGGUGCUGACAUAGAUUCUAGUGUCAAUACAAACGGUCGCAAGCCUCCCCCACAGUCAGAAACCCCACCAGACACGCCUUUACACAAGCAUGCCUCUGAAGAAUUAGCUGUCCCCCCCCUGCCGCAGAAAUCCCGGCCGUUGCCUUUGGUGAUGGAGAUGUCCAUUCAUUUGCCAGAGGAUGGGGGGAUGCAUAUUCAGGAGCUUGUGCAGCAUAUAAAAAGGAAGAAGAAGAAAGGUAUAUAUCAAGAGUAUGAGGAUAUCAGGAAAGAACCUCCAUCUGGAACAUUUGACUACUCCAAGAAGCCUUGCAAUCAGAUCAAAAAUCGGUACAGCGAUGUUCUCUGUUUGGACCAGUCCAGAGUAAAACUAAAUGUUGUGGAUGAUGAUGAUGAGACUUCUGACUAUAUCAAUGCAAGUUUUAUGGAUGGAUAUAAAAGAAAGAAUGCAUACGUAGCUGCGCAGGGUCCUUUGCCAAAAACAUUUGGGGACUUCUGGCGUAUGGUAUGGGAACAAAAGGUUUUAAUUAUUGUAAUGACAACAAGAGUUGUGGAAAGGGGUAGAAUAAAAUGUGGACAAUACUGGCCACUUGAGGUUGGGCAAGCUGAAGAAUAUGGGCAGUUUUUAAUUAGAAAUAUUCAUAUAGAGAUGUUUCAAGACUUCAAGCUUUCCCAUUUAGAAGUUUACAACAAGGAGACCGGAGAGAGCAGAGAUGUUGCACACUAUCUCUAUAUGAUUUGGCCUGAUUUUGGUGUACCAAAAUCAGCCUCUGCCAUGUUAGAUUUCAGAUCCCAGGUAAAACAGCAUCAGGAAGCGGCACUUCAGGCUUUCGGGUCUGAAUGGACUGGUCCCCCUGGAGGUCCACCUAUUGUUGUUCAUUGCAGUGCAGGAAUUGGAAGAACAGGUACCUUUUGCACUCUUGACAUCUGUCUGUCCAGACUGGAGGAUAUUGGUACAGUUGAUGUCAACCAGACAGUGAAGAGAAUGAGAACUCAACGUGCAUUCAGUAUUCAGACCUGGGACCAGUAUUACUUUUGUUACAUGGCUGUCUUAGAGUAUGCACAAAGGAGAGGAUUACUUGCUCAAGUGGAAUGGUCCGAUUCAGACUUGGAGACGGACAGCGAGUAAGACAGGAUUUUUGGGGGAGGGAUCUCCUGUUGCUGUACUUGUGGAUUCUGUUACAUGCAAGGUAUAUACUUGUCAUCUCUACAGUUUAUAAAGCUUUUGAGAAAGCACUGAAAAAUUGUCUUAUGAAUUAUAGCAUCAGUGAGUUCAAGAACUUGUAGACUGGAAUGGCAAACUUGAAACCAACUUUAUUUUUUGUUUUGUUUUUUAUUUGUCCUUGAAGUGUACACACACACACAAAAAAAAAAAAAAAAAAAAACUUGAACAUGGAUUUUAAGCAUUUUAAGCAUUCUUUGUUAAAUGGGAAGCUUAUAAAUUAUGGCCUCUACAUUAUAAUGGUGUCAGUGUAGUUUUGUCUGCAGGUCUGUCGUUCAUUAUUUGAGUUAUGUUUUUGUACUUUUCUCAAUGUUAUCAGUGAUUGUUACGUAAACUAGCCCAAAAGCCAAAGGUAGUACAUAGAUUGCUCAUAUGUCAUCUUGAACAUUGGCAGCAGUCCUGUAUAUUUAUGUAAAAUACAUUUAUAUUGUGCAUAGAAGUUUUGACAAGCAUUUAAUGAUUACCAUGACAUUAGCAAGCAUAUACCGGAUACGCUUAGUACAACUAAUAACAUUGUGGUGUUGAUCAGGUCUUAGUGCAAACUGUACAUUUCUAGAAAACAUGCAAAAAUUGGCCUUGACUUUUUUUUUUUGUCUUUCAAACUGCCAUGUUUUAAUCUAUAUACAGUGUUUUUUUAGUAGCUUUUUUUUUGUAUUAUUCAACCUGACACUACAGAGUGCAGUGUUUUGUUUAGUGGUCAACACUGCCUUACAUAUAUGUGCCUUCAAUUUAUCUGUAGCACAAUGUGUCCAAUACAUACUAGCAACUGACAUAUACUUGCAUACCAGGAUUGAAUAUUUUUGUAAUCUCAGGGGUAAAUUUAUUGUUGCUAGUUUUUAAAUUUAAUUUUUCUCUUGGUUCAGCUCAUGUUAAUUGUCAUUUGCAGAAUAUAAUUUUUAAAUUUUUUGGUCAUUUUUCAAUUUUAUAUACUGUAUUUUAUUCUGUUAUUUAUGUGGCUUUGUAAAUGUUGACAGUAUUAAUAAAUGAUUGUUGGUACGAUACUAAAAAAAA